Anopheles moucheti is the source of this 10036-nucleotide messenger RNA. RefSeq names its product protein winged eye (gene wge). Gene Ontology annotation, molecular function: chromatin binding. The transcript has 14 exons. The record is from RefSeq and is a predicted model, not a curated record. Lineage: Eukaryota; Metazoa; Arthropoda; Insecta; Diptera; Culicidae. Bases 10 to 7806 code for a protein of 2598 amino acids.
UGCAGAGGCAUGUUGGGCUCUACUGCUAAUGGUCGUUUAAUGGGCCCUGGUGUUGGUUCAUCAACGUCGUCGUCAUCAUCGUCGUCGUCGUCGUCACUAUCUGCCGCUGUCGCACUGCAACAGCAGUCGCAACACACGCCACAGCAACAGCAACACCCGCUUGCCCACCAUCCGUAUUCGGCCCUGCCGUCCCACCACCAUCACCACCAUCCGCUGCAUCCACAGCAUCCUGCACUUGCUGCCCACCAUCACCAUCGGAGCAUAUGGCCAUCGUUAGGUGCAGCCACCGGCAGAUCUGCAUUCGAGCUACAAACCGCAACCAAUGGCGAAGUGACCGAAUCACUUUUUGCCGCCGGAGGAUAUAAUACACCGCCCGCCAGCUCACCAUUUCUGCCCUGCUCUCCAUUGGAGCUUGUGGCCAAAAAUUUUCACAGCACCACCGGAGCAGCCCUAUCCUUCAGCCAGGCUAACAGCAGCAUCUUCGUGCAGUCGCAAACCGAUUUCAUCAAUGGCACAACAGCGGUCGCGAAGAAAACCGAAACCUGCAUCGGACGGUGGGAGCACGGCCACAUAGAACCAUUGCAGAUACAGGUACCAUCGAACUCAUUUCUGCCAACCGGCGGUACCAACACCACCACCGGCAGCUUCGCACUCAAUUCUCCAGAGAGCGCUUGUUCCGGCGAACGAUUGCCAGUUGGUGACCUGCUUCACCAGUCGUACCGCCCAUUGAAGGCAGACGAGAACGGCAACCAUUACGACGCGUUCCUUCGCAGCUACUGCAUCGAGCGUGAGUUUCAUCGCCACGAACAGUGGCGGGCGUCGCUUGGCCCGGACGGUUGCAAGCCUAAACUUCACCUUCCACCCAUCGACGAUGCGAAGCUCCACCGGCGGGAGCAUUCGGAACGGUCGUCCACCUUCGAGACGCGUUUCGAUUCGACGGCUCUCCUGAGUCCGACCUCGCCCACCACAACGCCACCGUACUACGAGUACGGCAAGCUGAAGCGCAAGCUACACUCGCUGCUGCUCGAAACGGGCCACCCGGUCCCGGUCACGGCGUCGACCGUUAUCGAUGAUCGAUCGCCUGCCGGGCUUCUGCAGACGUCACACACUCCCCGGCAACCGGCUUCCGGCCCGGACCAGCGCCACCUUGAAGCGACACCAGCGCCGGAACUCACGGGCGCCCAGCAACCGGCCACCGGUGAGCGGCAGCAGUGUGAAACGGCCGCAUACAACGACGCCAUCACCACACCGACCCACAGUGAACCCACCACCGCGCCAUCGAGCGAAGCCGUCAAUCAUAGGCCACGGCGCCGUUGGGCAGCAUUGCAUUCGGCACACGCCAAAGCGAACGGUCACGGCAACGAGAACCGAGCACCGACGCCACCGCCACCCCGUUCGGGCGCGGCCGUUGUAGAAGCUGCUUCCCACGAGCCACCGGGACAGCAGCAGUCCGCCGCACUGCGGGCGGUGCAACGUCUUCCGAAGAAACGACGCUCGAUAAGAGUCGAUCGGAUUGAGGACUCUGCCACGGUCCACCGUGACACGGACAGCAAAACCGUUGUUCACAUCAAGCGUGAACCGUGCCAGGUGUCGGAAGUGACGACAUCGAACAGCUUCGAAGCGACCACCAACACGACGGCCCUGAAUGCCAUCAUAAAGAUCGAAGCAUCGUCACCGAAGGCCUUGACGGCUGCCGGUAGCACCAACGGCACCGGCAGUGCCCCAAACUUCCCCAGCAACAACUCGGCCGUCGCUAGAAGCAACCUGCUGACGAGCGCGAGCGCCAUCAUCAGCAACGUUACCGUGGGUGGCAGCGGUGGUACUGCCGUCAGUUCGAACAUCGGCACCAGCGGCGGAGGUGCCGCCAGCGCCGGCUCGAGCACCGUCGCCGCCACCACGAUGGAACAACUCGGGCUAGCGUCGGCCACCAACAACAGUCAACAUUCGGCAGCGCAUCACCAGUCCGGCACGGUGACGACCGCAGCCUCAUCGGCCUCAGCCUCCAUUCCCGUGGGCAUCGCGGUCGCCCGCCAGCGGCUGCAAGAAAGUUCGGCCACACCCGCGCCCCAGCUGCACCAAGGCAAGGAGCUGAAUCGGUACGGCUUAGGGCUGGCGGCUGCAGCAGCCGCGGCCGCCAAUGGUGGCUCCCUGAAUGGUACCGUCGGUACGACGGCUGAUUUGGGCUGCGCAACGCCCGGCCUAAGCCAGAACAUGUUUUUCACCGGCACCAACUCCACCAUGAUACCCCUCGCACCGGACGCGGUUACGAUGGGCGUGACCAAUGCGGCGGUUCAAAACGCCGUCCGCACGCCACCCGCCCUCUGGCAGUAUCCUGCUCCCGUCCCCAUGGAAUCGAUGCUACCAAUGCCCCCGAUACCACCGCCCGUUGGGUUCCAGCUGGUGCGUGAUCCCACCACCGGCCAGAUACUGUUCCUUCCAGCGGCGGCGACAAUCGCCAAUCCGUCAAACCUGCUAGAUAAAAUCUAUAUUUCUUGUAUAGAACCAUUCCAACAAGCGGUCGUGUGGCCCUCGUAUCCGCAAUCGACCGCAUCACUGCAGUCCCCGCAUCUGCUGCUGCCGCAACUGCCGCCACAGCAGCUCCAGCCGCCACCGUUGGCCCCGUUGCAGAUGCUAAGCUCGGACUAUCUGAGCACGGCCAGCACGACGCUCCAUCAGCAACACACGCAAACGCAUCACAGUACACGUUACCUAGCGCUGACGUCCGAAUCGAAUGGCAAACGGUCGUCCAUCGCGAGCGGAAAGCAAUCGCAAACCACCGGGACGGGAUCGAGUAGCUCCGGACCGGCCAGUACCUGCGGUCAGCCCACGAUCCCGCUUCCGAUUCCCGCUUCGCAUACCUUCAUCAAGAUCGAAGAUUGCUCCACCAGCGCGGGACUCCAUGCAGCCGGGUCGGCCCAUCUCGCGACGUCUCUGUUCGGGGCGUUGAAUGAUGUGGAUAAGUCAAACCCAUCGACUGUAUCGGCCGGGAACUCACUGGCGAGCGGAGCGGGACCUCAUUCUCAUCUUGCACUACCGGCAACCAGCGAUCUUACGCCGCAUCUGCUAUUCCAGCCGGCCAACCUAAUACACAUCGCACCACACCAUCCUGCCAAGGCCCAUUCCACCGGGCACACGCUGCUGGAAGCGUCAUCGUCUGCCGGUGGAACGCUCACUACUUCCGUGGCAAACCCAACGCCACCUCCGUCGGCACUGCCUACGACCGUAACUCCGGCCCUGCUGAGCGGAUUGAGCCAAACGGCAAACGUAAGCAGCGCUCCGCCACCGUUGGUAGCUACGUCGGUAUCUGCUACGACCUGUCUGACGCCUCCACCGGACACUACAUCCACCAUGCACGCACAGACCGACGCCACCGACGGUGCGGCCGUGUCGGUGCCGGAUGUAAUCGAACCACCGGAGGUACAGGACGCCAACAUACAGACGGAUACACCCAUCAUGAGUGAGGACGAGAGUACGCAGCCACCCGGUGGUACGGAUACGGAAACGACCAUCACCGAGGCGGCAGCCAUCUUGUCCACGGAAGCGACCUUGGCGUCGGCUUACCAAGCGCUAGCAAGCGAACAACCUCUGUGCCAUAGUACGCUUAUUAACAGUAGUGGCGAUUCCGCCAUCGAGCCGGAUAUGUCCACCUCCGGUUUGCUGAACGCCACGAACACUUCCAACUGUGAUCAGGUCGACAUGGAACUGGAGCCGACCAACAACAAAAGUGCACCACCAACGCCACCGGGUCCGGUGCAAAAUGAGCCGGAGAAUCUAACGGUCGGUGCGACUCCCAGUGGAGGACAGCAGCGACGGGUGCCAAAACUGGAAGUCCAUUCGCCUACCGGACAAGCUCCAACUGUUGUGGGAGGCACUUUUUCGACGUCCAGAAGUGAAAAGGACCCAACGGGACCAGCCCGACAGCAGGACCAUCCGGUGGAUCUGAGCGGAUUAGAGCUACUGUCCCACAGUAUUGAAGUUUUCCAAAAGAAAUCAUCGCUGAUCAAGAAGGAACCGAUCUCACCUCAGCUUCCAGCAGAUCCUCCGCUCAGUUUAGUGCCAUCCGUAGCUGCUACUCCAGCAGGUCCUCUUUGUCCGGAGCAGCUACCGCAGCAAUCCGCUGGGUCGUGCCAGUUAGCACCAGCCAUGGUUCCACCGACCGUCCCGGAGGCGUUCCUCCGCGCGGACGAACCGAUGGGUGGACUGAAUCUGCUGUGUGCCCUCGCAGAACAACGCUUCCAAGAGGAGGGUAUGUUCAAUAAAGAUUCUACGGCCACAUCAAGCAGCUCCGGUAGCAGCAAUAGUAGCGGCAGCAGCUACACAUCGACCAGCAGCUCCAGCAGUACGGCAUCGCCUCCCGCAUCGCCACCGAACACCUGCGGGAAACCCAUCACCCAGCAGGAGUUGCUGAGCGCCGGCAUUUCCAGCCACGCCGCCACUCUGGCAACUCUGAACGCUGCCGGUGCGCACGGCGGCAUGGAGGCCAAUUCUCGCAAGCGAAAGCACCACAAACAUUCCAAAGACUCGAACGGUAAAAAGUCGAGCAAAAAAUCGAAACACGAUAAGGAGCAGCGGCGGGCGGAGAAGCGCCGUAAGCAAAACUCGGCGGGCGGUACGUCCCCCGAUGGGGAGGGCGAUCUGGAUGCGGAGCUUAAGGAGAGCCUAACGCGGGUCAAGGCGAAGCUGAACCGGUGCAGCUGUAAGGAUGGUGAUGAGAAGGACCAUCGAUGCUGCCGCACGCAGUGGCCAUCGGCGGACGAACUGUUCAGUGUGAUCGAGUCGGACAUGAAGGAGCGCCUGGAGCGGAUAACGCGACAGUGUGAGGAGAAAAAGCGUGAGCUGGAACAGAUGAGUACGGCUACGGUGGCGAAGGUGAAACCGCUGGCCAACAACAGCAUGGUGCGCAUCCCGGAGAUGGGAAAGACGUUUUUCGGCGGAUUCGGUUCGGUGACGACUGCUGGCGGUAUGUUGAAUACGUUCGGUUCCGGCAGCGGUGUACCGGGGUCCGUGCUCGGGCAUGGAUUGGGAGGGCCAAAGUUUAGUACGAUCCCUGCGCUAUCACCCAAUUUUUCAUCCUCGUCCAACUCUACCACGUUCGUGGAGCUGCCCAAGCUGAGCUCGGAUACGGAUUCGAGCGGUAAGCGGGAAGAUGACGAUGCAUGCUCCAUGGAACGGUUGUCUUACUCGAAGCGCAAGGGAGGCAUCCCCAAGAAGCACGACGAGCUGACGCUGACCGAGACGAUCGUCGCGAAGAAGCCCAAGAGUCUUGUCGGGUAUAUACUCGCGUCGAAGAACACACGCGUCACGGACAGCAGCGUGAAGGAUGCGGCACAGCAUCAGAAGGUGGAGAAGCAACACCACAACCAUUGGAGCCAUGUGCUGCAUCAGAGCGGUACGAACGGAGCGGCCGUCGGGUUGGGUUUGCCCAAACAGCACCAGCACCAGCAGCAGCAGCAUCACAUCAGUGAAUCGAAGUUCAAGAAAUCGCCCAUCCAUUCGUCCAAGUUCGAGAGCACGACCAGCGACGACACUAGCAACCUUUCGGACAGCUCGCUGAAGCCCCAGGUCAAGAUACGGUCGCCCGCCGGCGGAGUGUUUGCGUUCGAGGACGAAAACAGCAAACCGUCGGAUGCGUCCUUCUCGAUCUUCGGCGGUAAACCGUCGAUCUUCGACAAGGUGAAGACGAACGCUACCGUCGGUCACCACCACCACCACCAUCACCACCAUCAGGUGGGUUCGCUCGUCGGUCUGAAAGUUUCCCCGGUGAAAGCGGCCGUCGUGACACCGCUGAUGAAGCCCCAGCAUCAUUUGGUCGGAACGGGAGGAGCGGCCACCAACGGUAGCUUGGUCGGUGGUCCGACGAUGAAGCGCAAGAAAUCACGCAGCAAGGACCGCAAGCGCCGCAGCUCGGAAAAGAAACGCAUCGAUCAGCGGUGUCUGUUGACCAGCGAGCAUCUCGGGAAGGACAAGACGCGCGUGCUCACCGCCAUGGGUGGAUUGUUUUAUGCUGGAUGUUUGAGCGCGGUCCAACCGCCGGACAUUUACGCAGUAACGCUCGAUGGUGAGCGUGGCAAUCGGCCCCACAUUAUGUCCCGCGAGGAAGUGUUGCGCGAUGCGAUAUUGGAAGUAGCGCCAAAAUCCGUGGAUGACAUCAUACCCGGGACACGGCUGUGUGCGUACUGGAGCCAACAGUACCGCUGUCUGUAUCCGGGUGUUGCCGCUGAACCCGCCUCACCCGAUCCGGAGAAACGCUUCGUGAACGUCGAGUUUGACGAUGGCGAUAAUGGGAAGAUCGCCCUCGAGGACAUUCGCUUCCUGAUGAGCGACUACCCAAUAGUCGAAUACGAUCCCAAUCCUCUUUUAUCGCUAGGCAAGCGUAAGCGCCAGCCAAGCCAUUCCGAACCGUGUCCCCAGAUCGGAACGCUCGGUCCGGCUUCUUCGCUGGUGUCGCACGGGACCACCAGUCAACCGGUUUCGCACGCCCAACCAUCCGCCACCCCGCUAACGGCCACCGUCACACCGAUGAUCUCGUCGUCCUCACCACUGGCGGGCGCGUCGACGAUCAACAGCUUCGCGCUAACGACGGAACGGGCCGAGAAGCGGCUGCACGACGAAGCGUACCGCGAGGAGCGUCGACGGUUGAAGAAAAUCCGCAAGGACAAACUGCGCCGGUUGGCGGCCAACAAUGCGGAACUGCAGGCUGCCGGUGGUGGUGGUGGUGGUGGUGGUGGACCCGUCCACAAGCACAAAAAGUCCAAAUCGAAAUGUUACGACGAGUUUUGCAAACAUCGCAAGCAUAAGAAGCGACGAAAGCAUAAGAAGCAUCACCGGGAAGCGGUUCCAUCGUCGCCGGAAGGGACGGCUGCCGAUGCAACCGGAUCGAUGGACGAUGAUAUCUCCCAGGGCGACAGUGCAUCGCAGACGGCCGGAUCAGUGCAGCGCGAGGGCAACGCUCCAGCCGCCGAGAAGGAGGACACACUAACGGAGGAGGAGGUCAGUUCCUCCGUAACGGAAAGCUCCGGCUCGUACUAUCAACCCCAAAAGAAAACCGCAGCAACGGAACGGAAACCAUCGACGGAGCAGAAUGGGAGCAAAAUUGCGGCCUUCCUGCCAGCGCGACAGUUGUGGGCCUGGUGCGGCAAAGGCUAUCGUCGUUCGGCGGGUCGCGUGAAGAAACAGUUCUACAAAUCCAUCCAGCGCGGCAAAGAAACCAUUUCGGUUGGUGAUUCGGCCGUAUUUCUCUCGACGGGACGACCAGAUCGGCCAUACAUCGGACACAUCGAAUCGAUGUGGGAAACGUCCACCAACAACAUGGUGGUACGGGUUAAGUGGUUCUACCAUCCGGAAGAAACACGCGACUGUCCCAAUCUCAAAUAUCCCGGUGCGCUGUUUCAAUCACCACAUGAGGACGAAAACGAUGUGCAAACGAUAUCGCACAAGUGUGAGGUAUUGGGGCUGCGUGAAUACACCGCCAAGUUCGGUGCCGAACCGAAGCAGUACACCUCGAUAUACGACAACAACGACACCUACUAUCUAGCCGGGUACUAUGAUCCGACGGUGAUGACAAUCAAAAUGCAGCCGGAGAUCGAAAUAUUGCCGCCGAACGAACGGUGGGUAACUACAGCGACGGGAACGACGGCCAUGGCGACAGCUACGACAACGGCCGCAGCAUCUACGAAAGCGGCCACAGCGCCUACCGCCACGGCAGGAUUACCAGUGAAGUCCAACGCUAGCAUCAGCAUCAGCAGCAACGGUAACACCAAAGCAAGCAAUAACACCGUUCCUGGGCCCAGUGUCGUUUCUGCUUGAACAGAUUUCAAGCCAAGCCCAUUUCUGACAACAAAUCCGUUAGCGGUAACGUUUGCUGAGGAAAUGGGCGACCCCUGUACAUAUUAAAACGCUCUACAAGAGCAACAGCAGCAACAGACGAAUGCAAACAGAGAUCACAACAAAAGCUCUAAACCAUAUACAAAUCAACCCAUUUAGUACAGUCACUUUGCAAAAGUGUCGAUAAGACGUCGCGUAGGUUAUUAAGUGCUAAGGCGGCAUACGCCGGGGACGGGGGAAUUGCGUUCAAAUUCGAUUUGACCAGCCAUGUUGUCACCCUCUGUCUCUGUAGAUAUAUGUGAAAUACUUCCUUAGUCGUAAGAAUGGAACUCAUGCACGGAACACAACAUAUUCGCCAUUUGAUAUUCAGCGUGUGUGUGUGUGUGUGUGUGUGUAGGGAAGGAAAAGGGCGCAUUUUUGUGGCAAUUAAUUUAUUCAUUAACAAAUUUCACAAUCAGCACGACGAGAGGGGAUUGUGUGUAAAUAGUUAACAGGAGGACGAAUGUGGAAGAACAGCAAGCAGACACACACGAAUCACGGAAGACGGGGGUAAAACCUUAUCAAUCAAUCAGUAGAGUUGAAUGUCUAUUUAAUAAUUGUUCCGUAAUAAUAGAGAUAACCCAUUGCCAAAACGAGGAUCAAACAAACAAAAAAAAACCCAAACUUGUGCGAUACAAAAUUCAUAGCAAGCAUGCAACAUAAAACAAAAACACAAGCAACGUGGCGUUGUCCUCGGGAUUGGGACUAUAUUUUUCUACACCGGUACACGAGCAGAAAGGACGUGGCGUGAUACUUGUUUUUCUUGUCGCAAGAGGUUGUGGCACGAUAGAAGAGGGCCGCGUGGGUUAUUAGCAGAAAACCAUGGAUGUGAUUUUACGUUUGUUCUCGCGUGAUGAGUCGCGCGUGGUGUUUGGCAAGCGUACCUUUUCGGAUGCAACCACAACAACAAAAAAGUACUAUUUUGGAUUAAAGCCUAAAGGGAGAAUCAUAAUAAUUAUCAAAACAACAAAAAAAAAACAACGUUUCGGAAGAGCUUUUUUGGAGAAAUCGACAUUACCUCUGAUAUAUACACAAAGUUUAUAACAAAAAGAAAAAAACAAAAGAGAAAACAAAAUUAUGAAGCAAACAGAAAAAAAAUUGAGCAUAUGAACGUAAGGUAAACAUUUGAAAGUUUAAAGAAGAUUACAAGAUACAAACACAAAAUUGAUACCACCAAAGUUUUUGGAGCCUGAGGCAACAAAACAAAUUCGAAGAGUAAAUACUACGCGUCAAAUCAUGGCUGUUUUUUGCUAUAUGUGAAGUGCAAUAUUUGGAAGUAAGAAAAAGGAGAGAGAGAUACACACACACGACAUGGGAGAAAACAAUUAUUAUGGAGUGUAGUUAGAAAUGUGCGUCAUUGAUUUCGAUUUCCAUUCUACCGAUUACGCGCUACAACACUCUUACUUUUGAAGUUCAUUCCAGAAGCACUUAGUUGUGAAGACGACAUGGUCAUAUUCGGACACAAGUACAUAUUAUCAUGCUCCUAGUGUAUGUUAAAUCAAACCAUUCGCUUACUCCAUAGCAACAUAGCAACAGAUGAAUACUUGAAUGUAAAAUCCAGCAACGGCAAACACACCUUAUUCGAAACUAAUGGGUUCCUAAAACAAACGCACUCAAGCAGAGGAGAGUAGUAGGGACGGUUUUAUCAAUGCGUAAUUUUAAUAUCAGCCUAAGGAGGGUGUCAUCGAAAAAAAAGGCAUGUAAAUAAGUUUCUGUACAUUAGGGUCACCUGUUUUGCUGAUUCCUCAACCAUUAUUCUCCCCUUUUGCACUCUACUACGUCUGCUGUAAAUAGCUCAGUGCAUUGUGGUGGUGCCUGGUCUGUUGGCCGAACCACACAACCGUUUAGUAAUAUCGUUUAAAACACCGAUGACGAGCUUUUCAUUUCGAGUAAGAAUUAAACAACUCUCCAUUUUCGAUCACAUUAUGGCGCCAGUGUUUUGUGUAUUCGCUGUGAGAAACGUAAGUCUGCAGAGGGGAUGAUAACUGCGCCUAGCACACACAUACGCACGGUUUAAAGAAGAUCGUGUCGAUCGAUCGAUCUCUGGUCAACAUUUGAACGGAGGGCGUUUCGUAAGGUACAUUAAGGUACGGUUCGAUUAGAUGUAAUAUGUCUUUCGCAAGAAAUUAUAUAAAUAAAACACGCAAUAAGAUUUUUUAUUCUAUACAUACAU